GGUGUUCCCGAAAGUGGAGCCAGCGCCACGCGUCUCCAGGGUCUCCAUACCCAGCCUUCGUCCCUGCGGUGCCCAGAGGCCUUGCGCGCAUUUUGCAUUUGGGAAGACAGGUCCUGAGUGCGACCGUCACCCAGCGGAAGUGUGAGGGUUCGGCCCAGCGGCAGGGCUAGCCCUGGGCCUCCUGUUAUGGCCCUGCCCAGCCCACAGGUUCUAAUGGGGUUGCCAGCGUUGCUGAUGGGCCCGGCGCAGGUAAGUGGAGUGUGCCCCAGGCCCUCACCCGCUGGGAUUCCGGCCCUCAGGAUCCUGAAGCCCAGAUAGAGGGGAUGUUGGUGUCCUGGGACUCUUGAUCGUGUCCUGUCCUCACACGUGGGUCCUGGGCCCUGCCCUGGGAGUCACUUACCCUUACCAUCCUGAAUCCAGGCAAGGGGUUAUAUCGAGGGAUUCCCAUUUCUGGAAUCCUGUGGAAUGAGAUCUGGAAGGCUGUCCCAGGGACAGUGACCAGCAUGUGUACCUUGUUUAGUGGUGAUGAAAUGGAAGCAUUCUGGGGACUGCCGGUCUCCAUUUAGUCUGGUGGAAACAGGGAAGGGAAACCAAUAGUUAGGCCUGGAAUGGCAGCCUGAGGAGCUGGACCUCUAUUCUGAUGGUGGUGGGAGCCAUGGAAGGUUUGGAGUAGAGGAAGUAGGUGCUCUGACUCCAGUCUUAACAGACGCCCUAUGGAUGCCUAGUGGGCAGCAGACUGGAGGGAUGGUGAUGGUGGAGCAGGAAGGCCAGUGAGGAGCUGACAGAUGUGGUCCAGAUGUGUGCUUUGGGUAGCUGGACAGAGGGGUGCCCGUGGAGGUAGGACAGAUGGUUGGCUUCUGAAUCUGCCCAAACUGGGCCAUGGAUUACCUGAUGUGGGACAGUGAAAGAAAGUGAAAUGUUAAGAUUGACCUAAGGCUGAGUGCAGUGGCUCACACUUGUAAUCCCAGCACUUUGGGAGGCCAAGGCGGCCAGAUCACUUGAGGUCAGGAGUUCAAGACCAGCCUGGCCAACGUGGCGAAACCCCACCUCUACUAAAAAUACAGAAAAAUUAGCCAGGACAUGGUAGUGUGCACCUGUAAUCCCAGCAACUUGGGAAACUGAGGCAGAAGAACUGUUUGAAUCUGGGAGAUGGAGGUUGCAUUGAGCUGAGAUCGUGCCACUGCGCUCCAGCCUGAGUGACAGAGCGAGACUCUGUCUUAAAAAAAAAAAAAAAUUGCCGGGCGUGGUGGCUCACGCCUGUAAUCCCAGCACUUUGGGAGGCCGAGGCAGGUGGAUCACUAGGUCAGGAGAUUGAGACCAUCCUGGCUAACACGGUGAAACCCCAUCUCUACUAAAAAUACAAAAAAUUAGUCAGGCGUGGUGGUGGGUGCCUGUAGUCCCAGCUACUCGGGAGGCUGAGGCAGGAGAAUGGCUUGAACCCGGGAGGCGGAGCUUGCAGUGAGCCAAGAUCGCGCCACUGCACUCCAACCUGGGUGACAGAGCGAGACUCUGUCUCAAAAAAAAAAAAAAAAAAAUUGACCUUAGAUCUUUCAGAUGUGGAAGUUGGUGUGAGGAGUAGAUUUCAGGGGGAAGAUAAAGAGUUGGAUUUUGGCCAUGUUGUAUUUGAGAUGUCCCAGACACUACCAAAUUGAGGUGCCAAGUAGACCACUAAACAUGUGAUUAUGAAAUUAUGUCGGGUUUAGGCUGGAAACAUCCAAGGGAUGGAUGCUUGUGUGUGGACACUGCAUGCAGUUGUGGGUUGGGUUCAAGAUAGUGGCUGAGCCUCCUGAGCAGAGAGUAGGUCUAGGACAACAGUGAAGCAUAGCGGCAAAAGUAGGAUGAGAGUUGGGCUUUGGUUUAGGUUGAUUUGCUUCUCUACAGCUCACUACAUUGUUGCGGCCAUCCUUCUUGUGGUCAGGGCAUGUUAUCUCUUCUUAAAUAGGGUCCUGGGGUUUUUGUCAGGCUGGUGGAGUGGCAAGAUCAGAAAGGGUCAGCCUAAGCUGAGUCCCCAAGCCAAGGUGGGGGCCAGUGGAUCUUGGAUUUGAGUGUUAGGAAGAGCAAGGACAGCUAUGACUGGGGAGGAGACAACACAUACAAAGGCAAAGAUAUCAGAGGGAAGAGAUAUUUGAGAUCUGCUUAUGGUUCUGGGCAGCUGAUGGUUGAAGGAACAGGGCUGGCAGGGGAGGCAUUGACUUGAGGGGCUAUGACUGCCUCUUGCAGUGGGGUUUUUGGAGCUCUGUAGCUGGCUUGGACCAGGAAUGGAUCCCGGUUGCAUCUGUCAGCAUACUUCUUGGCCCUGUGGCUCAGCUGUCCCCACAUUGAAGAGCAUGGUAACCUUUGAAGAUGUGGCUGUAUACUUCUCCCAAGAGGAGUGGGAGCUCCUUGAUGCAGCCCAGAGGCACCUGUACCACAGUGUGAUGCUGGAAAACCUUGAGCUUGUGACCUCACUUGGUUCUUGGCAUGGAGUAGAGGGUGAGGGGGCCCAUCCCAAGCAGAAUGUUUCUGUAGAAGUGUUACAGGUCAGGAUCCCUAAUGCAGAUCCUUCCACCAAGAAAGCUAACUCCUGUGACAUGUGUGGGCCAUUCUUGAAAGACAUUUUGCACCUGGCUGAGCAUCAGGGAACACAGUCUGAGGAGAAACCCUACACAUGUGGAGCAUGUGGGAGAGACUUUUGGUUGAAUGCAAACCUUCACCAGCACCAGAAGGAGCACAGUGGAGGGAAGCCCUUUAGAUGGUACAAGGACAGGGACGCACUUAUGAAGAGCUCUAAAGUCCACCUGUCAGAGAACCCCUUCACUUGCAGGGAAGGUGGGAAGGUCAUCCUGGGCAGCUGUGACCUCCUCCAGCUUCAAGCUGUUGACAGUGGGCAGAAGCCAUAUUCCAAUCUUGGGCAGCUUCCAGAAGUCUGUACCACACAGAAACUCUUCGAGUGCAGCAACUGUGGAAAAGCCUUCCUGAAGAGCUCCACUCUCCCCAACCAUCUGAGAACUCACUCUGAAGAGAUACCAUUUACAUGCCCAACAGGUGGAAAUUUCUUAGAGGAGAAAUCAAUCCUUGGUAAUAAAAAGUUUCACACUGGGGAAAUACCCCAUGUGUGUAAGGAGUGUGGGAAGGCCUUUAGUCACUCAUCUAAGCUGAGGAAGCACCAGAAAUUUCACACUGAAGUAAAAUAUUAUGAGUGCAUUGCAUGUGGGAAAACCUUCAACCACAAACUCACAUUUGUUCAUCAUCAGAGAAUUCACUCAGGAGAAAGACCUUAUGAGUGUGAUGAAUGUGGGAAAGCCUUCAGUAACAGAUCACACCUCAUUCGGCAUGAGAAAGUUCACACUGGAGAAAGGCCUUUUGAGUGCCUGAAAUGUGGAAGAGCCUUCAGCCAAAGCUCCAAUUUCCUUCGGCAUCAGAAAGUUCACACACAGGUAAGACCUUAUGAGUGCAGUCAAUGUGGUAAAUCCUUCAGCCGAAGCUCUGCUCUCAUUCAGCACUGGAGAGUUCACACUGGAGAAAGACCGUAUGAAUGCAGUGAAUGUGGAAGAGCUUUUAACAAUAACUCCAACCUUGCUCAGCACCAGAAAGUUCACACCGGAGAACGGCCUUUUGAGUGCAGUGAAUGUGGAAGAGACUUCAGCCAAAGCUCCCAUCUCCUUCGACAUCAGAAAGUUCACACUGGAGAACGGCCUUUUGAAUGCUGUGAUUGUGGUAAAGCCUUCAGUAAUAGCUCCACCCUCAUCCAGCACCAGAAAGUACAUACUGGGCAAAGGCCUUAUGAGUGCAGCGAAUGUAGGAAAUCCUUCAGCCGCAGCUCCAGCCUGAUUCAGCACUGGAGAAUUCACACUGGAGAAAAGCCUUACGAGUGUAGUGAGUGUGGGAAAGCCUUUGCUCACAGCUCCACUCUCAUUGAACACUGGAGAGUUCACACAAAAGAAAGGCCUUAUGAGUGCAAUGAAUGUGGGAAAUUCUUUAGCCAAAACUCCAUUCUCAUUAAGCAUCAGAAAGUUCAUACUGGAGAAAAGCCUUAUAAAUGCAGUGAAUGUGGGAAAUUCUUUAGCCGAAAAUCCAGCCUUAUUUGUCACUGGAGAGUUCACACUGGAGAAAGGCCUUACGAAUGCAGUGAAUGUGGGAGAGCCUUUAGCAGUAACUCCCACCUGGUUCGUCAUCAGAGAGUUCACACACAAGAAAGGCCCUAUGAGUGCAUCCAGUGUGGAAAAGCCUUUAGUGAAAGAUCUACACUUGUUCGGCACCAGAAAGUUCACACCAGAGAAAGGACUUAUGAGUGUAGCCAGUGUGGGAAACUCUUCAGCCAUCUUUGUAACCUUGCACAGCAUAAAAAGAUUCAUACCUGAGUGGAGCCUUAUGGAAGUGGUCUUUGUGAGAAAAUCUUCAGCCAAGUCAAACUUCAUGCAGCAGAAUCCCCAUACCAGAAAAAUUACCUACAUGUACUGCUAAUGUGGAAAAGCCUUCAGAAGCUACUCUGUUUCUGACCAGCCCAGGAACCUUUGCAGGGCCAUCUCACCCAUGCAGCAUAAGGCAGAAGCCAUAGUCACUUUCCAUCUUGCCUGGAUCCAAAAAUUUGCAGCAGUCCUGUCCUCAUGCAUGGGGAAAACAGUACCCUGAGCCUUCCUUCCUGUGUUCUCUAGGGAUUCAGGACUGUGCUCAGCUGAACCGAUGCUGGUUGAGGGGCCUUGAGGGAAAUCUAAUUUGAGCUCAGGAAGAUGCACAUUCCUUGUGGAUGUGGUCAAGUCUGUGUUUAACCCCUAAGAUGUGUCCAUUGAGGCCACAAAUCACCCUCCACUGGAAUCACCUACCUUGCCUGCACUAACUGGUGAUAAUAAAGACCUUAUUGAUCAGGUCA
Messenger RNA from Homo sapiens (human), 4849 nucleotides. RefSeq names its product zinc finger protein 132 (gene ZNF132). The transcript has 3 exons. Gene Ontology annotation, biological process: regulation of DNA-templated transcription; negative regulation of transcription by RNA polymerase II. Bases 2259 to 4340 code for a protein of 693 amino acids. The record is from RefSeq and is a predicted model, not a curated record. Lineage: Eukaryota; Metazoa; Chordata; Mammalia; Primates; Hominidae. Gene Ontology annotation, cellular component: nucleus.